Heteronotia binoei (common prickly gecko) is the source of this 1877-nucleotide messenger RNA. It is a transcript of the gene LRMDA, whose product is annotated as leucine rich melanocyte differentiation associated. Gene Ontology annotation, molecular function: protein binding. Bases 476 to 1171 code for a protein of 231 amino acids. The transcript has 7 exons. The record is from RefSeq and is a predicted model, not a curated record. Lineage: Eukaryota; Metazoa; Chordata; Lepidosauria; Squamata; Gekkonidae. Gene Ontology annotation, biological process: melanocyte differentiation.
AGGGCUAAUUGGCUUCAGGCGGGUCGCCAGCCUUCCUGGCAUGCCCUGUUUGAGGAAGUCCGUUUGCAACGGCUCCGCACACCUAACCCCUGCGAAGGCAACGCUCAGCGCUGCUUCCACCCAGCCUGCGACUUGGCGGUGGUGUGAUUCUUGAAGGUGCAAUUGAUAAGCAAAAAGGCCUCUCAAGCGGCAACGCGGGGGGAAGGGGGGAAUCUUGCAAGCGCCAGUUGGGGGGGGGGGGCUCUGGGACUGUUUCCUGCAGCCCCUGCAAAGGGCAAGCGGGGGUGGAGACCAUCCGGCCGAAUUGCAGCCUGCAACCCCCCCUCCCUCCAGGGCCCAGAGAAGCAGCCCUUCUUCCGCCUUGGGAAUCAGCUGACGGCGGCCAGGAAGGGCGAGCAAGCCGGGCGAGAUCAGGAGGAGGGUCCCGCCGUCCCGCAACUGCUGCAGCCGCUGCAAUCCCCCGGGAGGGGAGGCCAUGGCCGAGGAGGGGGUCGUGCUCCACGGCACUCAAGUGUCGUAUAUUGGCCAAGAUUGCACAGAGAUCCCAGAAUUCCUCGGAAGAAAUUAUGGCCAUAUUGCAAAGAGGCUGGAUCUGAGUUUCAACUUGUUAAGGUCGCUGGAAGGUCUGGAGACGUUUUGCGGCUUGGAAGAGCUGAUUUUGGACAACAAUCUCCUUGGGAACGACCUACGGUUGCCCAGGUUACCGCACCUCCACACCUUGAUGCUCAACAAGAACCAAAUAUCAGAAUUGGAAAGCCUUCUGGAUCACUUAGCGGAAGCGGCGCUCUCUUUGGAGUACCUCAGUUUGCUGGGAAAUACAGCCUGCCCCAAUGAGCUGGUCUGCAAAGACAAAGAUGAGGGAGACUACCAAAGAUACAGGUAUUUUGUUCUGCACAAAUUAAGCAACUUGAAGUUUCUGGAUUCCCGGAAAGUAAGCCAAAGCGAACGUGAAGAAGCCGCCAUGAGAGGUGCCUUCAUGAAAGUGGUGAAGCCCCUGGAUUCAAAGCCCUCAAGUGAUGCGGUUGCCAUCUCCCCCAAAGGGCACUAUACGCCACUUCCAACUGGAUCAAGGGACCUGACCAACCACAGAGGUGUUCUCGGGAAAUGUCGCUAUGUCUAUUAUGGGAAGCAUUCGGAGGGCAACCGGUUCAUCCGCGAUGACCAGCUCUGAGGCCCCCAGCAGGCCUGUGAAACCCUCCACAUGAGCGCCCACACCGCGCACAAAAGCACAAAUUGUAUCUGCAUCUUAUCCUCUUCCUCCUCCUCUUCUUUUUUUCUAACGCCAUGCGUAAAACCAAAGUCCUCCAGUACCUUCUGCUGACUUUGCUAGACCUGUCAAAACCAUCCUUCUGCUUUAGCCUGAGUGGUCGGCACAGAGAUUGACAUGAUUGCCUCUAAGCGGGUCCCAUCCGCCAACGUGACAGACAGCUGCGGCCGAGCACCCGGCCUGACAGGAAGAACACCGUGAUGGAUUGCUCAGGCCUCCUCGCUGCUCUCGGAGAAGAGCAGAGGUCACACCUGGGGCCUCACUGAGCAUGCUCAGCUGCUUUUCACAAAAACAAUCUCUCCCCCCACCCCCUUUCUUCAAUCUGCAGCUUGCCUGUUGAGUGAGAAAACUCCACGUUUGUCAAAAGAACUGGCUGCAGUUUUGAGAUUUUGUCCCAAACCACCACCUUCUUAUCUAAUAGUGUUUUCCUCACGUAUUCGGCGGAUGCCAGUAGACCCUUCACAAGCAGAUCACUGGGGAUUUCAUGUUCCUUCCUGGGGGAAAACUCAACAAAAAUCUAAAUGAUGGAGAGGGAAAAAUAACUCAAUAAACCUUGGGAAUGUUUAUAGCUAUUCCUGGCAUUGUUGGGCAGGGAUAUUAUUGAUUUCUU